AUGAAUGUGGCAUCUUGGAACUGUAGGGUCCUAGGUUCUGCGGACUCCCCUAAAGCUCCAUAUGUGUCUUCUCUAGUCCGCUCUUUUGAGAUCGAAUUCAUGUUCUUAAUAGAAACUUUAGUUCCUGUAAAUGUUGCUGUAGAUAAAUUAUCUAGCUUGGCUUUUGAUGGAUUUUGCGGUUCAGAUGCUUUAGGUCUUAGCGGGGGCGAUUUCAACCAAGUAAAGUAUUUAGUUGAUAAACUAGGAGGAGCUCCAUCUAUCCUUGGUCGUUAUGAUUUUUUAAACUGGAAAAUAGCUUCUGGCUUAGUUGACAUUCCUUUCACAGGAUCCCCUUUUACUUGGACUAAUGGUCAAUUAGGAAACCCUACUUUUGAACGUCUUGAUAAAGGGUAUGCUUCUUGCUCCUGGUUAGAAUCUCAUCCAGAUGCUAUGGCUCAUACUUUAUUUCUUUAUUGGAAACAAAGAUCUAAAGUGAGAUGGGAUGAUUUUGGUGAAACUAAUUCACACCUUCUACUUUCAUCAGUUCAAGACCGACGUCGUCGAAAUAAAAUUUUUAGCCUAAAGGAUAAUCAUGGAAAUUGGAUUUCUGAUCCCAUGGGAAUUGAGAAUCUGCUGAUUCAGCACUUCUCGGAUUUAUAUAAUUGUCAGAAAAAUCCAGCCACUAAUAUUCCAGAACUUUGGGAUGAACUAGAUAUUCCUAUGUUGUCUUCUCAUCAUCAGCAGCAACUGAUGGCUCCGUUUACUGCAGCUGAAAUUAAGAAUGCAAUCUUUCAUAUAGGAAAUGAUAAAUCUCCUGGACCGAAUGGUUUUACGGCUGCUUUCUUUAAAUCUCAUUGGUCGAUUGUUGGCACCCAAGUUACCUCUACAAUCCAGUAUUUCUUUGCUCGAGGUUAUAUGCUUAAAGAUUGGAACCGUACUUUUCUGGUUCUAUUAGCAAAGGUAGACCACCCUGAUAACCCUUCUCAGUUCCGGCCGAUUGGUCUGUGUAAUGUUCUGUAUAAGUGUAUUUCUAAGUGCAUGACGGCUCAGUUACGAAAAAUUUUACCUCUCCUGAACUCGGAGUCCCAAUCUGCCUUGACAGACAACAGUCUCAUUGCUCAUGAACUGCUAUCCUAUAUGAAUUCUUCUACUUCCAAGAUAUGCUCUGCUGCCUUGAAGUUGGAUAUGAACAAGGCUUAUGAUAGAGUUAAUUGGGAGUUUCUCGGGGAUGUGCUUAAGGCUUCUAGUUUUCCUCCUUAUUGGAUCCAGCUAAUUAAGCAGUGUGUUUCUACGGCCGAGGGUAAUGGUUUAUUUCAAGGUUUGCGCAUUUCCAGGCGAGCUCCUUCGGUCUCCCAUUUAUUUUUUGCAGAUGAUGCGUUGCUUUUCUUCCGGGUAAAUCCUACUGCUUGUUCUCACCUUUUGGGUGUUAUUGACCGAUUUUGUACUAUUUCUGGUCAGAUGGUUAAUGUUCAAAAGUCCUUUGUUAAGUUUAGUUCGAAUACUCCGGAGGAUUAUCGUGAAUUUUUAAGCUCUGUCUUACAUAUGCAAGCUAAAAAUUCGCUUGGUUCUUAUUUGGGUCUCCCUGUGGAUUUAGGACGAGCUAAAUUGGUCAUCGCUUCUUUAAAUCAUGUUCUUUCGGUUUUUAAAUUACCGGCGACUAUUUCUGAUCAGAUUGACCGCCUUUUGUCUCACUUUUGGUGGAAAAACAACAACUCUACUAGGGGUAUAGCUUUGACUCCUUCUGCUUCCCUCUAUCUUCCUCGAGGGUUAGGAGGUCUGGGAGUUCGUCAUGUGCCCUCUUUCAAUUCGGCUUUACUGACUAAGAAAAUGUGGCGUUUAAUUCAUCAUCCACAGCUUUUAGUUUCAAGGAUUUACCGUGCUCGGUAUCCUCAUCUUGUAAACUACAAAGCUUCUAAUUUGCCUCCUCGUCCUUCUUGGGGAUGUCGGAGCUUGAUGGAAGGGGCUCGCGUUCUUUCUCAAGGUGUGAGAUGGAAGGUGGGCUCUGGAUCUCAGAUCAAUAUUAUUGAUGACGAUUGGGUUCCGGGGGUUUCUGUUUUUCCCCCUCCUAUUGCGGAUUCCAUCUUGGGAAUGGAAAGACCACAUGAAGAAAUGGAUGAUUUUGUGUAUUGGAAAUUUACUUGGGAUGGUUCAUUUACUACUAAAUCUGCGUACGCUCAUUGUGAGUUUACUUGCUUAGUCCGGCCUUCUCACCAUCUUGAGGUAAUUCGGACUUUGCCCUUGGAUCGAGACUUUAGUACAUGGUUUGCUGAAUCCAUUAGUGGUUUUGCGGCUGCUAAGGAUUGGAAUGGUUUAGAUGAGCUCCUAGUUUUUUUCUGGGCUAUUUGGUUAGCUAGGAAUAAUAUUAGAUUCCGUUCAGAGGUUUAUUCUCCUGCUGGGAUUUAUGCUGUGGCUGCCUCCUGGGUUUCUAGGAGUAAAGAGGCUAAAGAAUUGUCUGAUCGUUUUCAACCCUCGUGCCCUCCGGGGUUUGGUGUUUCUUCCUUGCACGACCUAAAUUUGGGUGAUCCGUCUGAUCAGUAUGACAUUUGUCUUGCUUCUGAUGGCUCUUGGAAUGCCAAGGAUCAACGUGCUGGCAUGGGUUGGUUUUUAUCCUCUGACUUAUCUUCCCCAGUUGUGGGGGGAGGAGCCCAAGCGGGUUUUGCUUCCUCGGCUCUUCAUUCUGAAUUGUUUGCCUGCCUUCUUGGUUUGCGACAUGUUCAAGAUAGAGGCAACUCCAGUGUAAGAAUUUUUACGGAUUGUUGUUCAGUCAAGAUUCUGAUUGGGGGUCAGUCUUCGGAUACUAUCUCUGUCAUUUGGAUCUUGCGGGAAAUUCGGCAGAUUGUUGCGGGUCUUCAGAGGUUUCACAUUCAAAAGGUCUCUAGAGCGAAAGUUGGUUAUGCUCAUCAUCUGACUAAUUUAGCUCGUAGUCGUCAUUUUAUUUGUUUUCGAUUUUAG
This is a messenger RNA of Chenopodium quinoa (quinoa), 2931 nucleotides long. RefSeq lists its product as uncharacterized. The record is from RefSeq and is a predicted model, not a curated record. The transcript has 7 exons. Gene Ontology annotation, molecular function: nucleic acid binding; RNA-DNA hybrid ribonuclease activity. NCBI's taxonomy places the organism in Eukaryota, Viridiplantae, Streptophyta, Magnoliopsida, Caryophyllales, Amaranthaceae. The coding region runs from base 1 to 2931 and encodes 976 amino acids.